Torulaspora globosa is the source of this 435-nucleotide messenger RNA. It is a transcript of the gene AIM29, whose product is annotated as Aim29p. The record is from RefSeq and is a predicted model, not a curated record. The transcript has a single exon. Bases 1 to 435 code for a protein of 144 amino acids. Lineage: Eukaryota; Fungi; Ascomycota; Saccharomycetes; Saccharomycetales; Saccharomycetaceae.
AUGGUUGACUGUGACAUUGAAGAACCUUUAACCUCGGGCAGUAAACCUUUGACCAGUUCUACUCUAACGAUCAGAGUCGUCAAGUCUUUUCCGUACAGAAACGUAAAGAACAUGGUUUUGCAAAACUAUGAUUUACAGAGCAAAACCGCCAGAGAUCUGUUGGACGACUGUCUGGAACGAAUUAACAAGGAGGGAGCUUUUAGGCCAUUUCGCAAUGUUAACUAUAACCGCUUGAAGAUAUAUACACAUGCCCACGGAUCGAAAACGGUCAAUUUGGUGAUAAACUUUGAUCAUGACGAGGACUGGGUGCUGGAUUUACAAAAUAACGACAAGAAACUUUGCCAGUAUGGUAUAGAAAAUGAAACUGAAAUCACACUUUUCAACCUGGAAGAUUACCUUAAAUUCAAAGCGAAUCCGGAAGAAAAAUGGUUGUAA